CUGUGCAUAUUUUCCCCAAACCCGAUAUGAGUUUUCGCUGCAAGAUGGUUGUCAUUUUUCUCGCCAGUUUUCGCAGCAGCUAUGUUGAUCUGUCUGUAGCACGGUCAGCUAUUUCGCAGUUCGGUUCGGUGAACGCCGGAGUUGUAGACGGGCCCGCUCGACGAAGCGUUAUUUAUUGUUGGAAACAGUUUCUAGUUCUAGUUUGUGGCUUGCAAUUUUACAAAUAUCAUCCAUAAAUUAGUCGAGUUGCAAGAUUUUCAUAAAUACAGAUCGAAACAGAAGCCGAAUCAUGUGUAUGAAUUUUCGGGUGCUGACGAGUUGAGAGGUAGUCCGUGCAUUAUUUUUUUUCUCUCUUGCUAUUCAGCCAUUUGUUUCACCCUACAUGCAGUUUGUUUCUUGCAUGUGUGAAAGCAGCUUUGUACAGCCUGCUCAGCACGUUUGACAGUUGUGCGGUGAUUUGCCCCCCUUGUACCCGCUGGGUCCGUAUGCGAUGCUAUCAAACGUCAAACGGGCAGCAUCUUCGGGUUCGUUCUGACGGGAACAGUGAAACCAGUGUGUUUUUCUUUUUCGCAGAGCAGCAAUAGUAAAUGAAAACAACUGCUGGUGCAUAAAUGUGGCCGUGAAUUCGAUUGGUGCGGUGUGUUUUCGGAACGGGGCGAAGGAUUUCCGAGCCUCUCCGGCAAGGCGUAAAGCGGCGUCCGGUGCCCGUCGGUACGUGCCUGGCACCAUGGAGCGGUUUUCGAUCAAUAUUCUUCGCCAGCAAGUGUACAACAUUUGCCGUCUGUGCGGGGUCGACAAUCCGGAUAAGAUUGCCAUACUCAGCGAGGAGGAGGAGGAUGUAAUUCUAGUAACGGAGGACGAGGAACCAUCGCUGGCCAAAAAGAUUGAAGAAUGCGUUGGAAUAAGGGUACACGCGAACGAUCAAAUGCCGCAAAACGUUUGCACCCUCUGCGUGGAUAAGGUGAACGAUUUCUACGAGUAUCGGCUGAUGUGCGCAUCGACAAACCUUCAGACACGCUCUAUCUUGAAUCUGCCCGUCGUGAAUCCUUCUAUUUCUUUGGUGAAAUCCGAAGUACGAGCCACACCGGAAUUGCCGCCGGACGAGGACACGGUUGACACGAAGCCUUCGCUGAAGCGCGGCCCAAAGACGAGAAACCGAAAGAAGCAGGAUGCGCCGGGGUCAGACGAGCCGGGCAGCAGCGAGGACGCCGAUACGAAACCGUUCCAGGAUGGGCCGACGGAGAAGCGCGUCAAGUUCGAGUUUGCCUGCCAGUACUGCAACGAAGCGUACAGCCAAAGCACCGAGCUGGAGCGGCAUCUCGUUGUGAAGCAUACGCCUCUCAUACACAAGUUCGGCUGUGGCGCCUGCAUGGAGUACUUUGACACGGCGUCCGAGUACAAGGAUCACAACCUGUGGCACAAGCUGAGCCGCACUACGUUCAGCUGCUUCCGGUGUAACAGAAAGUUUGUCAAAGUCGGCACGCUCAACAAGCACAUCGAGACGAACAGCUGCGUGAAAGGGCCCCGAACAGCGUACGACGUUGCGCUGGUGCCCGACAUGAGCUGCACGCUGUGCAACAAGGUGUUCAAAACGCGCAACCUCUACGAAUGGCACGGUUGCUUCAUGCGCGCCCGCGCCAGCUGUCCAAAGUGUGGCAAGCAUUUCGUGAAGAAAAAUCUGCUCCUCCGCCAUUACAUGCUGUACUGUACCGGCACGCUGCCGCUGAUCGAGCCGGCGUUUCUGCCGAAGAUUGAACCGGGCCCGCUGGCCAAUGGUUUGAUGGAGGGUGUGGCGGCGCGCGGUACGGGGCUACCUCCGGGCGGCACCAGUACGGAAGUGAAGCGAAGAGGCCGACCGACGAUACGGGAAAAAAUGAAGGAGGAAACGUUAGAGCUGCCACUUUCGCCCUCGAUGAUGAUGGACUCGCCGGACGCGAUGAAGUCGGAGACGAACUCGAUCGCGGAUGCGGACGAAACGCACGAUAACGGGAUGGAGGGUGAGCGGAAGCGCCUAAAGUCGACGCUGGUAGAGGAGACGGACAAAAUUACGACCCUGCUGCGCAGCGGGGCGACGGUCGAUGGCAAUUCGGACAUAGCCACCAUCAACAGCAUGCUCUCGUCGGUGAACGAAGCCAUCGCAACCAUUUCGAAGGUGCGCAAAAAGAAAAAGAAGCGCGAUCGUUCCGGUUCGACCAGUGCCGCUGAUAAGCCGCCGGGCGACACGACCAGCCAGCCGAUGGUGGUGCUAUCGAUGGCCAAUGUUAAGCAGGAAGCGCUUGACGAUUCCAGCUUGCUGGCUAGUUUAACGAACAGUGCAGGCGGCGUACCGAAUGGAAUGAGUGAGAGUGAGCCGGCACCAGCGGACGACGGUCGUCGCGAAAUGGAUGGUGAAGAAGCAUCUGCCCCGACGGUAAACCAUUACGAUACUGACAUGGGAGACACCGCAGAGGACAAUUUUGACCAUCACGGUAAUGAUGGUAAUGCCUCGGACACGGAAUCUGUGGCCAAUAAUAGUGUUGAAGUGAUCAACUUGGAUAGCAGCGACGAGGAGGAUGCGUCAAGUGCCGCGAGAAGCACACACCAACCGAAUCAUACACGAUCUCAAGCAGCGCAAAGCGCCGAAUCGAUACAGCCGACCACGGUGCAAAUGGUCGCGGUGAAACAGGAGCAACAUACGGACGGAGAGUCGGAUUUCGAAGGGUACGCGGAUGCUUCCGAGUACGUCAUGGUUAAGCAAGAGCCGUCGGAUGAAACGGACGCCAAUGAGACGGUUCCGAGCGUGGACGUGCUGCAAAGUUAUCCCGAUUCGUCAUACUCACCGUACCAAGCGCUGCGCAUAAAGAUCAAGAAGGAGAAGGGCUUGCUGAACGCGUCCGUGGUCAGUGAGGAAUCCGCUCCGUCGCAGGUGGCAACCACCCCGCCUACCACUGCUCGAAAGCAUAGCAGCCCGGGUGAAGGUAAAACUAAAAAGGCGAGCAAACCGGCGACGAAGCGAAACACUGUUCAGCCGCCGCCCCCGGUGGUCGAUGCGCAACCGGAACCGAUAGCGAUGGAAGUUCGCAUCAAGCAGGAACCGAUAGAAUCGUACGACGAACUCCAGCCACAUGCUUCCACAGACGGUUCGCCCUUCGAUAGUACGGUACGCAUCAAGCAAGAGCCGCAGGAUGAAUUCGCCCCUAGCACCCACAAUGAACCUCCGGCCGAUAUUGUCGCAUUCGAUGGAACACGCAUCAAGCGGGAGCGUGUCGACAAUGGGGCAGAGAAAGCGCAACCACCAUCCAGCAACGGUCUGGUCGGCAGGCAAGAUCCGUCACGAAAGGCGCUCAAUCCCUUGAGUCUUACGGGUGUCCGCCUGAGUGGGGGCAAAAAGUCGAGCCCGAGCGGCCAAUCGAGCGCAUCGGCCAGCGGCAAACCCAACGUGAUGAUUAAUCCGUUUGCCUUGCUGAAGCAAAAAUCGUCCGUGUCAGCGACCGCCGAGGGACAGGAAUCCGCCGCCAAAGAGAGUGCAGAAGAGCCUGCCGAGCGACAAGAAGAUCGGUACGCUUUGCCGGUGAUUUCGCAGGUCAAAUCCAUCGAUCCAAAGGACCACACAUCGUCGUUAGCGUUUGAGGCGUCCCCGGAGCCGUCAAAAGCGUUGGAGCAGGAGAAGGUUGAUACCGCAGCUGCCGGAGCUGCCGAUAAUUCUCGCGACACGUGUUUAGCAGACGAUGGUUCGGCCAGCUUACCGGAAGCGGUUGUAAAUAGUGUGCCAGUACCAGCAGCAGCAAAUGUGAGUGAGCUAAAAAUUGCCUCCGUAGCUUCGAUUCCGCACGCUGCGGAAGGCUGUGCAGUUCCAGGCCUGGACAAAUCGGAAUGCGAACAACAACCAUCAGCGAUAGAAGCGGAAGCAAGCGACGACAAUACUGUACAUGACCAAGUAAAUGAUUUGCCAGACCUGCAGGCUACGCAACCUGUGUCAGAUGUAGCAGAACGAGCGUCUGAACGGCCAGAGCAUUUAACUAAUCAUGAAUCAGAUGCAGAUGUUGAUCAGAAAAAUGAGACAGAAACUGCAAAACCAAAAAUCGGCUGUGCAGUGGAACCGGAGUCGCCCGUGUCUUCCACAUCGCCGGAGGAACCAGCACAGGUGGUAGAUGUUCAUAAAAAUGAAACGGAAAGUAGACAACCAACUGUGGAAUCGGAGUUGUCGCACCCUGUUUCUUCUGCAUCGAUUGAGGAUGCUACACAUGCAGACGAGUCCGAAAAUGGGGCAGAAAACGGUCAACCUACACGGGACUGUGAUGAAGAAGCACAACCACAUCCAGUUCCUGGGGAAGAGCAUAUCCCUGACGAUGUAUCAUCAGAGAGCGACGCUGCACCGUCAAUGCAUGAGGCUAAAGAACGAACGAAGCGCGAGCAACCUUCCCUAGACUGUGCUGUAGAAACGCAGCCAUCGCUUCCUGUUCCUUCUUCAUCGGUUGAGGAUAUUCCUGAUGUAACACCCUCCAACGAUGCUACGGAUGCUGCACUCGUGGAAGAGGACGAUACAAACGAGUCGAUCCAAACACCUGACUGUAGUGUGUCACUUCCUGUUGCUUCAAAAUCGGUUGAAAACAUACGUUCAGCGGAGAAGGAGGAGGUGCCCGUGGAAGAUGUUCAAAAGGAUGAACAAACAAACUGUGAGACAGAAACAGCUGAGUUUAGUGGUAACAAAGACAGCUCUUCCGAACUCGCCACUGAACCACAGAGUACUACAACCUCCCAACAGCCUGAACAGCAGCAGCAUGAUAGCAGCGUCAAUGCUUCUGAAACGACACAAGCUGAAGUAAAAAACCCUGUCGAACGGUCAGCCGAGACCGAUCAUCCCGAAACGCAGCCAGAGCGUCAUACUGUACCCAGCAGCAGUGAAGUUCCGGUGGUGAAAUAAUCAUCAACGUGUCCAAUUUGCCUACUCUAGCCGUAUUUAAAAAAAGGCGUUCGAAGUACAAUUCGCGCUUGGUGGAAGUAUUUCCUUAACCUCCUUCUCGCGACGUGACACACACUGCUUUGCGUUUCAGUGGUAGCAACUAAGACCAUGUAAUUAGAAUUCGCCACACAUGCACUCACAUUUGCAUUUUAGUAUUAGAACAUGCACUAUUACGGUUACAUGAUGAAAUCCGCCAAUCUGGUGGAUUCGAUUAUUAGAUACUACGCAGCUAGAUUUAACAUAUAUAUGCAAAAAACAGCAAAGAAGAGCAGAAAAUGAUAUUCCUUUAAGGAACGCAGCAUUUUCGCCGAACAAACCAAGGCGAUAUUAGCUUAUGGAGAAUGAUUUCGUGUAAGUAGCAGUUUAAAAAGAUGAUUAGGACUCACAGAAGCGAAGAAGGCAUUACCUGUAAAUGGAAUUAACUAUAGUUUUUCGUUUUAUUUCAUCACCGAUACAAUAAUGUAUGUCAUGUGUAAAAGCGAAGAAAAUUAGAAAUAUAUUCGAUAUUAGUAACCUUGGAAAAGAA
Molecule: messenger RNA, 5468 nt
Organism: Anopheles gambiae (African malaria mosquito)
Lineage: Eukaryota; Metazoa; Arthropoda; Insecta; Diptera; Culicidae
Exons: 5
Coding region: 728-4903 (1391 amino acids)
Biological process (GO): regulation of DNA-templated transcription
Cellular component (GO): nucleus
Molecular function (GO): zinc ion binding; DNA-binding transcription factor activity, RNA polymerase II-specific; RNA polymerase II cis-regulatory region sequence-specific DNA binding
Source: RefSeq, a predicted model, not a curated record